UGACUGCUUUUGCAGGACCCCAUGCCUGAAGAAGAUGGCGAGAGACCCCCCACCGAGCCGAAACCUCCACCCCCUCCCCCACCUCCUGCCCUCUCUCCCCCCGUUCCACCGGUGCUAGCGAAAAGCAAGUUCUUUAAGACGGUGGCAGAGAACAGCGACCCGUCGGUGGCAGGAUGCAAAGAGUUAAAGCGGAUGAUUAGAAACAGACAGGGCCGAUUCAGCCAGGAGUUAAAAUGGCUUCUGUACAACAAGGAUGUGCCGUCCCUGAUACAGGAAGGACCCCAGUGCGGACUGGUGGCUCUCUGGAUGGCAGGGAAGCUAUUGGACGUUGCACAGGAAGUGCCCCUGGACACAGUCGUUAAUUUUGCUGUUUCGAAGGGGUUCACAGCCCAGGGGGAGAUGUUUUCAGCGGCUAACGUGGCCCGUCUGGCAGAAGAAGUCUUUGGCUGCCGUUGCCGGCUUCUCACCGGGGGAAUGGAGGGAGAGAACAGAACCCGAAUCUUGAAGCAGCUGACCGCCGGCCUUCCGAUACUCAUACCAUACGACGAGGACUUUAAUCACGAGCCGUGUCAGCGAAGCGGCCAUCGCGCUCAUUGGGCAGUCAUAUCAGGUGUCCUGGUCGGGAUGAAGAACGGAUCCUUUGAACCUGAUCCCGAGGUCCCCGGAUUGUAUCACCCGACGUCGGACUUGCGCGCUUUGGAGCCCGGAGACAUUCUGGAGACGUACCUGGUAGCCAAGCAGGGCAAGAGCGUCCGGUACCAGCUGUGGGACUACGAGUCCGUGAGUAGGAGUAACGGUCAGCUUACGCAGCUCGACCCCAAAAGAGCCAGCGACGGCAGCGUGUACGUGGUACCCGAGGGGGGCGUAAGGGCCGGGCUGUGCGGGCAGACCGUCCUCCUGCAACCCAGAGAGGCCUGAGGAUAAAAUCAGUGGAGUGCUUUUGGGGAUCCUCCACCAAACCCCCAAAUCCUCGUGUGUGAUCCAGAACAAUCCAGAAAAGAAAAA
Messenger RNA from Spea bombifrons (plains spadefoot toad), 1005 nucleotides. It is a transcript of the gene ACTMAP, whose product is annotated as actin maturation protease. The transcript has 6 exons. NCBI's taxonomy places the organism in Eukaryota, Metazoa, Chordata, Amphibia, Anura, Pelobatidae. The record is from RefSeq and is a predicted model, not a curated record. Bases 22 to 918 code for a protein of 298 amino acids.